This is a messenger RNA of Rhodamnia argentea, 2451 nucleotides long. RefSeq names its product pentatricopeptide repeat-containing protein At1g09900. The transcript is spliced from 2 exons. The record is from RefSeq and is a predicted model, not a curated record. Gene Ontology annotation, molecular function: protein binding. The coding region runs from base 246 to 2108 and encodes 620 amino acids. NCBI's taxonomy places the organism in Eukaryota, Viridiplantae, Streptophyta, Magnoliopsida, Myrtales, Myrtaceae.
CGAGUUCUCAACCUCGCCAUGAACCGCCAAAUCCCAACCAGUCUCUUCGUAAGGGAGACGGAGUCGGAUAAGCGUUAGCAGUCCGCGAGCUCUUCGCAUAUGGUUCUCGAGGUGGCGCUCUUUCAAGUGGAGACACACUUUAGUAGUCAUUUCCAAUCCGCAGUUUGGUUCCCCACCUCCGCGGUGUGGAGGUUUAGCGAUAUGCGCUUCGGCUGUUAAGAUUUUACAGGGUUACAUAUUAAGCCAUGGACUUGGCGGUGCCUGCCAAGCAUACCCAUGAAGGGUUUUGCUCUUUUCAUCAAUCUCCCAGGGAAAGCAGAAGGAAUAAUGGUUCCAAAUGGGGUGUUAGGGCAAGUUCUGGUUCAAACUUCAGCAGAGUUAUAGCAUUUGGCGACGGCAGUGCGCGCUUGGUUGUGUUAUCUGUUGAUGGUGUUGGGAGUAGAAGUUUUGGGGUUUCCAGGGGAUGUAGAAGGCAUAGGCUUGAUUGUGUUUUCGCUAUUUCGAGUGUCGAGACUUUUGAUUCUAAUGGGGGAUCCUCGAUUCUGGUGAAAUCCCCUCGUGGGUAUAUAAAUGGGAGUAGUUCCUCGCUGGUCACUUCAUCUUCUUCUCUCGAGGAAUUCGAGAGUAACAAUCGUCUCCGCCGGCUGGUCCGGAACGGCGAACUGGAAGAAGGGUUCAAGUCUCUUGAGAACAUGGUUUAUCAUGGGGACAUUCCCGAUAUCAUUGCUUGCACCAGCCUGAUUCGCGGGUUUUGUAAGCUCGGUAAGACUAGGAAGGCAACUCGAGUGAUGGAAAUUCUAGAGCAAUCGGGGGCCGUUCCUGAUGUUAUCACGUACAAUGUAUUGAUCAGCGGGUAUUGCAGGGCAGGGGAGAUUGACAAUGCUUUGCGGGUUUUGGAACGAAUGAGUGUUGCGCCGGAUGUUGUUACGUAUAAUACUAUAUUGCGGACCUUGUGUGACAAUGGGAAACUGAAACAAGCAAUGCAAGUUCUAGACAUGCAACUGCAGAAGGGGUGUUAUCCCGAUGUAAUUACGUACACCAUAUUAAUCGAAGCUACUUGUAAGGAGUGUGGGGUUGGGCAAGCGAUGAAGCUCUUAGAUGAGAUGAGGAUCAAAGGAUGCAAGCCCGAUGUUGUUACGUAUAAUGUACUCAUCAAUGGGAUAUGCAAGGAGGGACGGUUGGACGAGGCCAUCAAAUUUUUGGAUAACAUGCCUUCCUACGGUUGCCAACCUAACGUCAUAACUCAUAAUAUCAUCUUGCGCAGCAUGUGCAGCACUGGGAGGUGGAUGGACGCGGAGAGGCUUUUGGCCAAUAUGCUUCAGAAAGGUUGUUCUCCUAGUGUUGUUACUUUCAAUAUCUUGAUAAAUUUCUUGUGCCGAAAGGGUUUGUUGGGUCGAGCAAUUGACGUUUUGGAGAAGAUGCCUAGGCAUGGCUGCACUCCAAAUUCAUUGAGUUAUAAUCCUUUGCUUCACGGGUUCUGUAAGGAGAAGAAGAUGGAAAGGGCUAUUGAAUACUUGGAUGUAAUGGUGUCCCGAGGCUGUUACCCUGAUAUAGUUACGUAUAACACUCUGCUCACGGCAUUAUGUAAGGAUGGCAAAGUCGAUGUUGCAGUUGAGAUACUUAAUCAGCUGAGCACCAAAGGUUGCUCUCCUGUUCUGAUCACCUACAAUACAGUCAUCGAUGGGUUGUCGAAGGUGGGUAAAACUGAUCGUGCAAUCGAGCUUUUGGAUGAGAUGCGCCAAAAGGGUCUUAGACCUGAUAUUAUCACCUAUUCCUCUCUCAUAGGGGGUCUUGGCAGAGAAGGGAAGGUUGAUGAAGCAAUCAGGUACUUUCAUGAAUUGGAAGCACUUGGUCUGAAGCCUAAUGCUAUUACGUACAACUCUAUUAUGUUGGGACUUUGUAAGACUAGGCAAACUGACCGGGCAAUUGACUUCUUGGAUUAUAUGGUCUCCAGAAAGUGUAAACCAACUGAAGCUACCUACACCAUUCUCAUUGAGGGCAUAGCUCAUGAAGGGUUCGCCAAGGAGGCGCUGCAGUUACUCAAUGACCUUUGUACCAGAGGAGUCAUAAGAAGGAGUUCUGCUGAACAGGUAGCUGUCAAGAUGUAGCCUAAAACACUUGAGUAUAUGGUCAUUAGGGAGUUCUGGUCUCUAUUUCCUGAGUUCUGCAAUUUUUGGGGCACAUUGUCUUUCACGAGUCUGAAUGUGUAGCCUUUUUUUAACUUAUAACGUGAGGGAGCUUCAAACCAUGUGUUGCCUUCUAAAGCAGGAGCCAGUAUAACAUUACAGGGCGGUAUCGGUACACUGAGUACACCUUUGUUCUUUGAGCUAUCCAUGGUAAAAAUACCUCAUGUUUUUCCUUUGUAGCAAGUUACAGAUCAUCACUUCAUGAAAUUGCACCUAUCUGUGUUGUAAUGUUUGCUUUGCUGCUUGGAAUUAUAGUCCGGUAAUA